GAGUUUUCCUCUAAGCGUCGUAUUAUGGUAAUAUAAAUUGACCAACCGUAGAGCAAAUUCGGUUAGUUCGUUAAAGUUGAUUAAAGCCAUUUAACCGGGACGGACACGACGAAACGAACGGCGCGGGCUCGGUUCCGAGGGUUCGGCUAAAUGAACUUAAAUUGUUUAAUAUCAUUGGUGAUAAAUUGAGUUUAGGUCGAGCUCACGCAGCUCGCCGUAGGUGCUUGCGGCAGCGAGGCCGCCGCGACGGAGCCGAGGGAGGUUGCCGCGGAGGUAGCGGGCUCGCAGGCGCCCGCCACCGACGGCUACAUGUACGUGUGCGGGGACCCAGCCGGCAGCACCGGCCCGCGCUACGAGUGCUCCUUCGAGCCAGCGCCGGGCUCCAUGGACCAACCUACGUUCGAGGAUCACAUGUUCAGCGAAUUUGGCAAGGACAGACAAGUGCAAGUGGUGGUCGGAGCUGGAGGAGAACUGCAGUACCGGGAGGAGUUACCAGUGUUCACGUCUAGUGGUGACCAGAAGAGAAAAGACGAGCCGCUACUCCUGCAGCAAGUAGAAGCGCCAACGCAACACGCGGCGCACCCGCCGCCGCCUCCUCCGCCGACCACGAAGAAAAGUGAUAAGAAAAAGAGUGAAAAUAAUGGCAUUAAGAAGAAAAAGACCAGAACUACUUUUACGGCGUAUCAACUUGAAGAGCUCGAAAGGGCAUUUGAACGCGCGCCAUACCCCGAUGUUUUUGCUAGAGAAGAGUUGGCUCUUAAAUUAAAUCUAUCGGAAUCACGAGUGCAGGUAUGGUUCCAAAAUAGAAGAGCGAAGUGGCGGAAACGGGAGCCGCCCCGCAAAACUGGAUAUAUUGGCUCUAGUUCCCCUAGCUCUACAACAUUGAGUGGUGGCUUUUCGGGAAUUGGAGGGAAUCUCCCUGCUUUCCCCCAGAAUGGCUUGCCAGCUCCAGCGGACUCAUGGUCGUAUCAGCAUUCUUACGAAUUAUCCUCUCAUCAUUUAUUAUCCUCUGGUAGUAGUGGGUAUCCAGCAUUUAAUACUCAACCGGCAGCGUAUUCUUAUACCACUGUUCUCAACGGCCACGACGGUCAAAUGUUUGCACCGAGACAUUCCUACGAAUACGGGGAAGGAAGUCCACCUCCCCUGGGCGUCCGUGAUUAUCCAAUGAUAGCAGCUCAUUCCCCUCAAAUGGAAGCUCAUGGGCACGAGGAGAAGUUAGAAUAUCGAAGUCACGACCAUGAAGACAAGUAUUCCGCGUGUGCAAUGCAAGAAGAGCCUCGGUACGGUGCCCCUCCAGAAGACUAUGAUAAAUGUGGGAUUGUUCAACACGACAAACACUAUGACAUGGAUCGCCACGCUGACUUGGCGCAGCCUGUAGUCGUUAAAAUGGAACCUAGCCCCGGCCAAGCAUAUACUACAUCGCUGCCCCCUUUUUUGAAUUGAAAUACUCUUUUUCGAAAUUGUCUGAAAGUUUCAACUAAUUUCGAAAAAGAGUAUUCUCUUUAUGUCUGGGACAACUCUUGAUAACUGAAAUCAUGGAACAGAAUUUUAUAUAACAAAAUAUCAUAUUUUGCUUAUUGCAAGAUUGUGAUUGCAAUUACCAACUUUUUCUGUAAAGUGCGUAAAAAAGGAAGAAAUGCAGUAGGUACCUACCUUUAUUCAUUUAAAAAAUAGAUUCGCUAUUAUCUCAUUGACUACAGUAAUAUUCGUAGUCGGUUUAAAUACUUUAUAAAUAUAAAACAAAUUAAAGCUUAUUGCAAUAAUAAUUUAAAUGUGUUAAGUUGAUUAAUAAGACCGAAUGAAUGAACUGUUCAUUAGGUAAUUAGUUUAUUUAAUUUAAACCUUAACGUACAGAUAAUAUUACAAAUAAAUAUUGCUUAAUAUUAAGAAAGAGGUUAGAAUUUUAAUUUCAAUUUCGUGCAUUCCUUGUGCCUUAUUAGAAUUUUUAAGUGUAGAGACAUAAGGUGUAGUGCAUAAUAUUAUAUAACAUAUUUUUAGAAUCAGUGUAAUCUGUCAAAAACAUUAUUUUUUUCGACCAAUCAGUAUAAAAUGUAAAAAUAAAUAUUACACGUACUACGUUAUUAUUGCAACCAAAUAUUUUAUUAUUAGGAUUCUACUAUAUUGUACAGUUUGUUUCUCCCUUUUAAAGAAAACAACCAUGUUUUCAACUCGUAGCGUAUUUUGUUUCAAUUUUCUAAAUUGAGCCUGAGGUUGAAUAUUUAUUCGCUACUUAUUUAUAUUUUGUUGUUUUCCGCAUAUCGUAACAUUUUUCAAAAUACUAUAUCUCAUAAAUGUAUUGAUAGCUGAUAAGUUAAAUUUAUAUUAGUGAAAUUAACGUUUAAAUAUAUAUAUUUUAAGCUUUGUAAAUAUAUUUAAGAAUAGUGAAUUCUGUGCCAAAACAUAGAUUAAAUUUGUAGUAUUUCUCAUAUAACUUAUAUAAGUCAUCUCUUGAAAGUGUUUGAAUCCAAUAAAGUUGUAUGCUAUAUACACGUAAUACUCUAUAUUGUCAGGGUAUUUAUUAGCUAAAUAAAUUUAUAGUUUUGUACUUUAUUGAUGCAGAAAUAUGGUGUCAUACUUAUUUUAAGUUUGUAAAGCAAUAAGAGAUUUUAUAAAUAAAAACAUAU
Molecule: messenger RNA, 2624 nt
Organism: Zerene cesonia (dogface butterfly)
Lineage: Eukaryota; Metazoa; Arthropoda; Insecta; Lepidoptera; Pieridae
Product: retinal homeobox protein Rx-like
Exons: 3
Coding region: 310-1443 (377 amino acids)
Biological process (GO): regulation of transcription by RNA polymerase II
Molecular function (GO): RNA polymerase II transcription regulatory region sequence-specific DNA binding; DNA-binding transcription factor activity, RNA polymerase II-specific
Source: RefSeq, a predicted model, not a curated record